UGUUUUGGCCCGUGUAUUUUCCGAUAUUUGUUUUGACGUAUCGAUAUUUGAUUGAAAAACAAUGCAUAUCGAUAUUGUUAUCGAAUUAUCAAGCCGCCAACGCCAAAAUGUCUGCAACGUUAAACUUAACAGACGUUAAAAAAAAUUAAGCAACAUUGCGCUGUUGCAAUUGCAACGCGCGGAGGAAGGCAUUUUGAAUUGCGAGGAAAACAUCCUCCAAUUUAAAAAAUCCUUUUUGGGAUGGUUCGUCAAACCAUCGCGGCCUGUACGGAGGACCUGCUCACAACGAAGCCGAUAUACAUCGAAAUCAUUCCUAAUAAAAGGAAAUCGGCCGGUCAACUUUCGGUGAUACUGUGAAGCAGAACUCCGAUCGUGAAGCUCUACGGACAGUGGAAAUGGGCUCAGCCCAGGAAUGGGCCAACCGUGUUUACGUAGGGGACACAAUGCGGAAAUUGAAAGCGGAGAUGAUGAUGCUUCGCGACUGCAUCGAACGAUUCUUCAGUGUAAGCGGUGAAGAUUUCUUCUUAAGCUUCCUACUUUUUGCAGGGCUGGGUUGAAGAAACUGGGUCUUGGGUCUGAGGAAAGUGCAACCUACGUUAUGGUCCUUUUGAAAAACGUCAUUCAAGGAGCAACAAUUGCAGCAGUCAUCAGCUACAUGGCGAUGAUGACGAAUAUGUUUAAAAGUAAUUACUUUUCAAAAAUGCAAAGGAAACACUGACUGCUCAGGGAGGAUUGUUACAACCGAUAUAAUGGAUUUCCUACCUUUAGUCAUUUCCCAACAAUAAAUGAUAUAUCUUAAGCUGGUUACUAUUGAGUUCAAAUAAAUCUCUUGUUCUGUGGCAAUCGAAUGGGUGGCGCUGGCGGAAAACUUCUUGGACUGCUGCUGUGUUUGCAAUGUCUGACAGAGUUGCAUGGAGUCUUUAUAAGGUUCACCAAUGUAACCUGCGAGAGCAAGGACCUCACCAUGAGUAUCGUGGAGUACUGUGCGGUUACUACGCUGAGCAAGAAUAAAAACAGCAUUAGCCUUCGGUACGCUAUGCUCAAGCCUGUGUUUAGAAAUAUAGAGAUUUACUUUCAGCUGAUGACCAGGGGCAGUGAAAGUAUCCACGCCGUUUCAAACUGGCAGCCCUUCCUCUAUACGAUGAAACUUGAUUUGUGUCGAUUCUGGAAAAACCACCACAACUAUUUGGCCAGGAUGGUGUUUGAAUUCAUCGAUGGGCACACGAACAUGAACCACACUUGCCCCUACACGAAAGAAAAAUACAUUUCCAUUGAUGGUUUGACGAAUACCGAAGUCUCCGCCAAGAUCCGUGGAGUGCCAAUGCCAAAGGGUUUCUACGCCUUGUUCACCAAGUGGUCCACUGAAAACAUAACUCGGGUUCUGACCAACUAUUACUUUGAAGUUAUCAGCCCUUGAUGUUGAUAUACCACUGAAAAAAAUGAUGAGAAACAAAAAGGUGUUCUAUGAAUAAAAAUUCAUGAAAAUUGUCUAUUGGUGGUGAUGAUAAUGGUAAAAAAAAAAAAGCUUAAUGCAUAGA
Molecule: messenger RNA, 1538 nt
Organism: Drosophila sechellia
Lineage: Eukaryota; Metazoa; Arthropoda; Insecta; Diptera; Drosophilidae
Exons: 7
Coding region: 848-1417 (189 amino acids)
Source: RefSeq, a predicted model, not a curated record